AUCAGUGUCCGACUUAAAACGCGUAAUUUCCUACUCCAUCCAUCACAAGUGUGUGAGUGACCGCCUUCUAACUAUAUAUAUAUAUAUAUAUAUAUAUUUAUGUACAUGAUAAUACGAACCAACCCAAAGACAUCUACCCUUCUUGGAAGCCGCAGAUUUUCGAUCCAGUAAAUAACAAUGUUGCAGCAAGCCGAUGAUGGAUUUUGCGACGACAUCAUAUUCGAGAUCUUGACUCGAGUGCCGCUGGAUGCCCUGGGGAUGUGUAGAGUAGUAAGCCGACAAUGGAACAGAAUCACUAACGAGCCAAGCUUCAGGGAUCUUCACCGCCGUCGAACCCGGACGUUUGCCGGUUACUUCCUCCAGCGCUUGGCUUCGACGAGCUUGUCCGAGCCGACAUUCGUGCCAGCAGAGGGGGAAACACCUCAUGACAAUGACAUGUCCCUCAGUUUCUUGCCCCGCUCCCAGAUCGUGAGUAUCGCGGCGUGUGAUUGUGGGAUACUGCUCUGUUUCUGCACGAAUAAAAGUAUCUGCUACGUCUGUAAGCCGACUACUAAGGAAUGGGUAAGGAUACCGGACCCAGAGACCCAGUGGCACUCCACGGCAAUAACCUCCAUGGCGGUGGUUAGGUCGUCGAAACCCAAUCAUCUGCACUUCAAAAUACUUCGAAUCUCGAAGGGCUACUUCCAAUCUGAUCAGAAGAAGCGUCGGUGCGAUAUUUUCGACUCAAGGGAUUGGGCAUGGAAGCAACUACCAGACAUGGUUAUUCCGGGCGAUUACGUGUUUGGUUGCGACAAACCAGUUGUGGUUGGAGGAAGAGCUUUCUGGCUCGAGCAGCACGGGCACGUGUUCAUGUUCGAUAUGUACGAGGAGACCUGGCGUAUCCUUCCGGCAUCGGUCCCGGUUUUCGAGGGGAUGAGUCACUUGCGUCCGCGACUCUUGAACUACGAAGGGAAGCUGGGCCUGCUAUUAUUGGGCGAUGACGGCUGCAUGGAACUCUCUGUCAUGGAGGAUCUCCGUGACCCAAUCCUCUGGAAGGAAAGAAACGAUGUCUGCUUGGAAGGGGUCGGCUGCCCACAGGAACUUUACAGGGUUAAUGUUCCUUGGUUUUAUGUUCGUAAGGUAGAAAAUAUGGGUCCCGAGGAAGGGGCUUUCAGGUUCAAAGUCGGAGGAAAAAAGUUCGAACAGAAGUACGUGGUCGUCGGCGAAGUUUUCCCUUUCUAUUCCGAUUAUGAGCCGAGCAAUUUAAGGGCUCCCAGGCCCGCCAAGCGUUUCAGCCGGUGGAUACCUUUCUGUCCAUUUAUGGGAUUGUAGGUGGUAAUACUGAAGAGUCGCCCAGACGCAAACGCAAUUGGAUUAUGCAAUUGUCAUUUUUUUUUUCCCAUUCCAUGUUAUGUUUGUUAUCUCUGAUAUUCAAAUUUAGUUUACGUUUUAUUGUUCGCACUCAAAAUUCGAACGAAUGAUUAACCGUGGGUGAACACGUACUUUGUCCUGUGAAUCAAUUGAGUGGGACGAAUCCGAUUUGAUAAAUCGAUUUUCUUUGGCGCGUCAAAUAAAGAUGG
This is a messenger RNA of Punica granatum (pomegranate), 1559 nucleotides long. NCBI's taxonomy places the organism in Eukaryota, Viridiplantae, Streptophyta, Magnoliopsida, Myrtales, Lythraceae. The record is from RefSeq and is a predicted model, not a curated record.